Molecule: messenger RNA, 2780 nt
Organism: Clupea harengus (Atlantic herring)
Lineage: Eukaryota; Metazoa; Chordata; Actinopteri; Clupeiformes; Clupeidae
Product: lysosomal proton-coupled steroid conjugate and bile acid symporter SLC46A3
Biological process (GO): vacuolar transmembrane transport
Cellular component (GO): lysosomal membrane
Molecular function (GO): transmembrane transporter activity
Source: RefSeq, a predicted model, not a curated record
GGAAUGGUCCAAUCGGAUACGGUUAGAGGCCAUCAAUAGCAAACCAAUGUUUCAUAAGGUAGCCUUUACGUGAAGGAUUUCGUAAACAGAGUUCAGAAGGCUUUAUUACAGUAUUCACGGCAGUUGGACAGAGGUGACUUCAUUGUAAUGAGGAAUUAAAAGAGAACGGUGGGACACAACAUUCGGAAGAAUGAAGAGGUUGCACUACGUGGAACCGAUCGUUGCCAUUUAUGCAUUUUCCAGUUUUAUGAUAUUUCCACUGGUGCAGCAAUAUGUCUAUCGUCGCUUGUGGCAAGACCUGACGAACAGUUCCUAUCCUGUGUCGGACAACUCAUCAAGAUGUGCUCCCACCAACGGCAGCAACCAAACGAGCCAGCAUGAAGAGGUGCAGAGAGCCGCAUCAUUGUUCUCUCUCUACACUGAGCUGUUUUCCAUGAUCCCCAGUCUCAUCGUAACUCUUAUUGUAGUAGCCUACAGUGAUCAGCGCGGGCGCAAAAUCACUAUCAUCCUGCCUCUGAUAGGCUCCCUGGUCUACACCUUGUCCUUCCUGGCCGUGUCUUUCUUUGAGCUCAACUUGUACCUGCUUAUUGUGGCCUCUUUCGUCAGCUCGCUGUUCGGUGGCAUCAUGACCAUGCUGGGCGGCUGCUUCUCUUACAUCGCAGACAUGUGCGAGGACGGCAAGCAGAAGACGGUGCGCAUGGCCGGAGUGGACAUGGUCAUCGGGCUGCUCUCUGGCGUGGCCUCUAUCUCUACGGGCUACUUCCUUCGGGCGGCUGGCUUCAACUGGCCCUUCCUCACCUCUGCCAUAUUCCAACUAGUCAACCUGCUCUACACCAUUUUCUUCCUAGCAGAGAGCAGGGUCGUGGAGAACCCAACAGCAGAAGUGAGCCGUGGCAUGGCCAUGAAAAAGCUCUUGAAGGGGAUCCAACAGAUAUUUGUGGGAGGCAACCGGAACAGGAACGGUCUGCUGGGACUACUGAUCACAAUUUUUUCCCUGUACACUUUUGCUGACAUGGGUGGCUUAUCUAUGAUUACUCUGUACGAACUCAACGAGCCACUCUGCUGGAGUGAGAUCCUCAUUGGCUAUGGGUCAGCCCUGUCGACCACAGUCUUCAUCACGAGCUUCGCCGGAGUGUCUCUGCUGUCCCGCUGUUUGCCCGAUGUGGUCGUAGUCCUCAUUGGCAUGCUGUCCCUCAGUUCAGGCCUAGUUUUUGUGGCCUUUGCUAAGACCACACUCAUGAUGUUCUUGUUCAGGAUACCCAUGAUGCUAGCGGUUAUGCCCUUCCCUGUAAUGCGAUCAAUGAUGUCAAAGGUCAUCUCCAAAUCUGACCAAGGAGCACUGUUUGCCUGUGUAGCCUUUAUGGAGAGCUUGAGCAGUAAUAUUGGAUUGGCGGUAUUCAGCAGUGUCUAUGCAACUACCGUUGCCUGGUACCCGGGCUUCACGUUCCUCCUGGCGGCCAGUCUCUGCAUCAUCCCCAUCAUGAUGUUGAGCUUGGUGAAUCUAUUUAAAGAAGAAGAGUCUCGAGAAACUGAGCCUCUUCUCUCAGGUGAUCGGACCAUCUCUCCAGAUGACGCCCCCAUAGCUUGAGGGUCAAAGGGAAAUGUCCUCUUCUCCUUCUUCUCAGGUUACAUUUGUGGAAUUAUGGUUAUGGCUUUAUUUUUAUUAAUUGCACUGCAUUUUUCCUUGGACUUACAUUUGCCCAAAUGAAUUACAUUUAUGGCAUGGAUAUCAUGCCAUAGUGUCAUUAUGCAUUUCAUUUUUCAGGAAAUACACAAUCAUUUAUCUGAAUUUGAGAACUAAUAUCAACACAUUGUUACAGUUAACUGAAAAGCCAGUUAUGGGAGAGUGCAAUUUUUCAACAGUAUAUCAAAUUUAACUUCUGUGUGGAUUAAUUUUAUAUAAGUAUCUUACCUCUUUUAUUACGGAUGGGUGUGUUUUCUGUACAGCUGUGAGACAUUGUGAAAAGAAAUAUAAUUGAUAUUUGUAGUCUGCAGAUCAGCAGACAUAUUUCCUCUUUAGUAGAGCAAUGGCCAGGUGGUGUUGUUUUUGUCUGAGCCUGUGCCUUAUUUGACUUUAUGUUGGAACAAAGACUUUAAAAUAUAUACAGAAGUUGUGUGAGAAGUCAUUCCAGUUAUAAGCUUUUUUUUGGGAGAUUCUUGUACUUAUGUGUGGGUUUUUUUGUAGUGCUUCUGAUAAAAAUGCACUUAAAAUGGCUAAAAAAAAUAAUUUUUAAAUAAGCUGUAAAGCAGUGCUUAAAGAUGCAAUAGGCAGCUCACCCAUUUCCAGGAGUGAAGCAAAUUGCUGCAGUAGGUACUAUUUUUCAAAAGAAAUUACCAGCAUAAAGUACUUUUUUAAUUAGUAGACAAGUUGUGUAAGUAUAUGGAAAUGCCAGACACUGCCAUUGCACCUGAAAGAAAGAUAUUCAGGAUGCUUUGCAGCAGUCUUUUCACUUUCAGUUGUAAUUCAAGCCGUGGUUUUAAAAUAUUGCCUACUCCGUUUUUUCUUUGAAUGCAUCAUUGCCUACUGCAUCUUUAACAUUUGUACUCUACACUGAGGUUAUUUAUAACAACUGACCUGAUGUUUUUAGAAUCAAAGUUACAUUAACUAUUGUGUUGCCAAAAGCCACUGACUUUUACUGGAAUUUGACAUGUUGCAGAAAUAACACUUAUAAAGCAAUAAGCAAACCCUGUGGUCAAAAAGUGCAGCAUAUUUAAUAUACCAUUGGAGUUGGAUUAACAAGUGCUUAAUAUGCAAAAAAAACAAUAAAACCUGAAACCCC